Messenger RNA from Metopolophium dirhodum (rose-grain aphid), 3801 nucleotides. RefSeq lists its product as uncharacterized. Gene Ontology annotation, molecular function: aspartic-type endopeptidase activity. NCBI's taxonomy places the organism in Eukaryota, Metazoa, Arthropoda, Insecta, Hemiptera, Aphididae. The transcript is spliced from 3 exons. The coding region runs from base 1 to 3801 and encodes 1266 amino acids. Gene Ontology annotation, biological process: proteolysis. The record is from RefSeq and is a predicted model, not a curated record.
AUGGUAAACACUCUAAAAGCGCGGCGAGGACAAAUUAGAGGCAAUUUAACACGAUUUUGGACUUAUGUGUCUACUCCGGACAAUGAUCCUAAGCAAAUAAGUAUACGACGACCAAAGAUUGAAGAAGCAUGGGAAGAGUUUCAACAGGUACAGUCGGAGAUUCGGGAUGAGGAAGAUGCAAAUGAACAUGAAGAAUAUCAAGUAGAUUUCGAAGAGUUAUAUUUCAAGGCAAUGGCCAAAGCGGAAGAGAGACUUCAACAAUCAGAAAUAAAAGAAAACUUGUCCAUCGACACACAAGUAGGAAAAGAAAAAAACGGUGUAAGAGAGAUAAGUAAUGCCGUACCAUCGAUAAAAUUAGCUGCGUUACAAAUACCCGUGUUCUCAGGUGUAUACUCCGAAUGGGCUCCGUUCUAUGAUAUAUACACCGCACUGGUUCACAAUAACAAACACCUGACAACAAUAGAAAAAUUUAUUCAUUUACGUGCGUCACUAUCCGACGAUGCGGCGAACUGUGUCAAGAACCUAGAGACCACAGUUAAUAAUUAUGAACACGUUUGGAACAGUUUGGUUACGAGAUAUAAUAAUAAAAAAUUAUUAGUACAAACACACGUAAAAGGUAUUUGUGAUUUACCUACAGUCAAAGCGAGUUCGUCCACGGGCUUGCGACAAUUUUCAGAUGGUUUACGUGGUCAUAUAUCGGCCUUAAGAGCAUUGGAUCAACAACCGUCAGAGUGGGGACCGUUGUUAACACAUAUUAUAUGUACUAAAUUAGACGCAGUCACUAUAAGCGAUUGGGAAACGAAGUGCGGGAGAGACGAAAUCAAAAAGGUCGACGAAUUAAUCGAAUUUUUAGAAGCACGUAAAAAAGGCACAAAAAAUACCACAUCAUCUACUUCAUUUGUCAACACCUCGGAAAUAAAAUGUUACGUAUGUCAACUAUCGCACACUAUAUACAAGUGUCCCAAGUUUAUCGCACUAUCAGCGAUCGACCGAAUUAAAAAGGUAAACGACCUUAAUUUGUGCAACAUUUGCCUCCGGCGUCACGACAAAAGGAAAUGUCUUGGGCGAAAUUGUCUAAGGUGUUCCAAGCCACAUAAUACAAUGUUACACAUAAACAAUUACAAACACCAACCAAAUUCAACGAGUGAAACAUCAGAAGCAAACAGUAAAACUGAGGGAGAAACACCUGCCUUAAGCACGGUGACCGCCCACGCAUUCGCGUCGGGUGAACAGGUGUUAUUAGCUACGGUAGUAGCCCUAGCUGUGAGUCCCUACACGAAAACGACAACAUGUCGUGCUUUAUUAGACUCCGGGUCUCAGAAAAAUUUUAUAACGGAAGAGAUGGUGCAGACACUACGUUUAAAAAGAAAUAAAAUUAAACACGUAAUCAGCGGUAUCGGUGAAAUAGUACAACAUGCGUCGUCGUCAGUAUGGUUAAAAAUAAAAUCCCGCGUAAGUGAUUACGCAGUAUUUCUACCAAUGAUAGUAGUACCAAAGAUCACGGGUCAAUUACCUCCGCGAAAUAUAACAACAACAUGUAACGUUCCCGAUAACAUUAAAUUGGCCGAUCCACAUUUUAGUACGCCCCAAAAAAUCGACAUAUUAUUAGGCGCAACGCAUUUUUAUCAAUUUUUAUGUGAUGGACAAAUACGUCCCUCGACGACUGGGCCGUUAUUCCAAGAAACAGUAUUUGGAUGGGUGGCCGCUGGAGCAAUAUCGGAAAAUAGUUUAUCAAAGGCAUCGACUUCGAACACGUUUUUUAGCGCAACCGAUAGUGAAUCCACGCUAGAGAACGCAUUACAACGAUUUUGGCUGAUUGAAGACGUAAGCGAUACACCACCUUAUACGAUCGAGGAGCGUACUUGUCAAGAAUAUUUUAAUAAGACCGUUAUUAGAAAUGACGAGGGACGAAAGUCGUACGAAAUCGCAAAACGUCGCUUCUUAGCAAUAGAACGUAAGUUCCAAAAAGAUAAGGAAUUAAAGAAAGAAUAUUUUUCUUUUAUGAAAGAGUAUGAGUCAUUAAACCAUAUGGAACGGGUAGAUGAGAGCGAACUCGAAAAAGAAGAUCAAACGUGUUACUUGCCCCACCACGCCGUUAGAAAAGACAGUAGCACGUCUACAAAGUUGCGGGUAGUGUUCGACGCAUCUUGCAAAACAGAUAACGGUAUUAGUCUUAAUGACGUGUUAUUAAAGGGCCCGGUUAUCCAAGACGAUUUAUUAUACAUUAUUUCACGAUUUCGAACUCAUAAUUACGUUUUAACGGCCGACAUAGUUAAAAUGUACCGGCAAAUAUUAAUGACUGAUAAACAUCGCGAUUAUCAAAGAAUAUUAUGGCGCACGGACCCUAAUCAACCUAUACAAAUAUAUCGACUGAACACGGUCACAUAUGGCACAGUACCCGCAUCAUAUUUAGCGACAGGUUGUUUACAAGUACUAGCCGAAACGGUACACGAACAAUACCCAUACAUCACGCCUAUUAUCAAUCGAGAUUUUUACAUGGACGACAUACUGACCGGAGCCGACACGAAACAGGAAGUAAUUAAAAUACGCGACGGCUUGAUUGUGGUUAUGAACAGUGCCGGUCUAAAGUUACGAAAAUGGUCAUCAAACGACGCGAGUUUAAUAACAUCAAGUCUACCUAGCGAAGAUAUAGAAAUAUCAAAUAAACACGAACUUAAUUAUUCUGUAAAAAAGGUAUUAGGUUUAUUCUGGGACGCUUCGUCGGAUAUAUUAAAAUAUAACGUGCGUGAGAAUAAAAGGGUAGAUGGGAUGUCGGUUACCAAACGCGAAAUGCUGUCCGAUAUAGCUGCGAUCUUCGACCCGCUGGGUUUAGUCGGCCCAUUAAUAGUGCGAGCAAAAUUAAUAUUACAAGCGUUAUGGCGUGAAAAGAUUGAUUGGGACGAACCCGUUCCAGUGCACAUACGCGAACAAUGGUUUGAGUAUAGAACACAAUUAUCCGCGUUAAACAGGUUAUCAAUAACACGCAAAAUCACGAACAGCUUAAAAUCGUGUGUUAUUGAGGUCCACGGGUUUUCGGACGCUAGUACAUUGGCGUAUGGAUGUUGUUUAUAUUUAAGGUGUACGGACAACGCGGGCAUUCAUCAUACUAAUUUAAUAUGUGCAAAAUCCAAAGUGGCACCUUUAAAAACAUUAUCAUUACCUCGGUUAGAGCUUUGUGCGGCACUGUUAUUAACACGUCUAGCGUAUAAAUUAAUACCGAAAUUACAACUAAAAAUUAAUCAACAGUAUUUUUGGACCGAUUCGAUGAUAGUAUUGGCAUGGAUCGCUUCACCUUCGACGAAAUGGAGAACGUUUGUUGCACAUCGAGUAGCUGAAAUACAAAGUAAAACAACAAUGGGCGAAUGGAAACACGUUAGUACAUGCGACAACCCGGCUGACGUGAUAUCUAGAGGUUGCUGUCCGUCUAAAUUAAUCAAUUUAGAUUUAUGGUGGUCGGGUCCCAAGUGGUUGACUGAAGAUAAAUUAAAUUGGAUAGAAAGUUCAGACACUCACCGUAAAUUAGACAAUAUUCCGGAAGGUAAAGAAAAUAUUAUCAAUGUUAUGUGUGUCAUUGAUCACGAUGAUUUUAUGUUAAACAAAUAUGAAUCAUUGACUAAGUGUUUAAGGAUAACCGCGUACUGCAUACGGUUUAUAAAUAACGUGCGUACGCGUAAGAAUAAUAAUAUUAAAUUAACAGGUUUGCUACAACCAGAAGAGUUGGAAAAAGCAACUUUGAAAUUAAUAAAAUAUACGCAAAAUAUCGGUUUUGUUGACGAACUGCGGGAAACUAUCGAACGGUAA